This is a messenger RNA of Nelumbo nucifera (sacred lotus), 2926 nucleotides long. RefSeq names its product phospholipase A1 PLIP2, chloroplastic. Gene Ontology annotation, molecular function: glycerophospholipid phospholipase A1 activity. NCBI's taxonomy places the organism in Eukaryota, Viridiplantae, Streptophyta, Magnoliopsida, Proteales, Nelumbonaceae. The record is from RefSeq and is a predicted model, not a curated record. Gene Ontology annotation, biological process: lipid metabolic process.
CAUGUCUGAGCAAAAGGAAAGACUCUCUGCGUGUGUGUGUGAGAGAGAUCUUUUUCUAACUUUACUUUUUAGAAGAAAAUUUCAGGGGAAGAUCUUAGUUACUUCUCCAUAAAAAAUUACGAAUUUGAAUUUUCUUUCAAUUGAUUUCUAUUUUUUUAUUGGCCGGGAGUGAUGUUAAUUCUGGGUUUUGGGUGGCCGAUCUGGAUUUAUUUAUAGCUGUUGCAGAUUCACGGGGUGAAGGUUGGUUAACAGUUUGGUUGCAAACGCAGACUGAACUUUCUGUGUUUUUUCCCCCUGCUGUUUAAUGCUGGUGUCUCUCCCACUGAGAUUGUGGCGCGUGCACUCCGGAGAGCACUGUUUGUUCUUGAUUCUUCUUAUAAUUUUCUCAGGAUCUCGUUUCUUUUUUCUGUUAUACACGUACUGGUACAACAAAGAAAUACGGGGAUCAAUAGAGUGAGGGACGGGCAUGGAUGGUCUAGGUUUUAAGGCAGGGAUUCAUGUCUUCUCGACUCCGAUUUCCGCCGGUGGAGGUAUCGACGGCCGUGCGCACCUAGGCCAUGUGAGUGCCCUUGGACGUUCUGGGGGCGGUUCGUCCACCAACACCAAUGCCAUUUCUGUGGACAACUCCCCCGCCACCACCUCUGCGCCUCAGAAGACGUCUUCGUCCAGAUUCUCCUUCACGUACCCCCUCAGAUUUAUGUGGCCUGGUGGAGGGAAGGCAAAUCAAUCGAUUUCCCUCUACGACGACAUUGUUGUCCUUGGGGACGGAACGGAAGGCGGCGGACAAGGAGACUCAAUCCCCGUCGAAGUGCCAGAAAUUGAGCCGGUUCGGUCUAGGGAGAGGCGGGGGAACUGGGUUUUGAAAAUUCUUCAUGUAAGGUCUCUUUGGUCUGAACAGGGGAAAAGGGUUGUCGGUGAAAUGGAGCCAGAGGAGCAGAAAGAGAACGAUCUGGUAAACUGUUCGGGCAGAGAAUGUUCUUGCUGUCGAGCCUGUGAUGACGAGGAAUCUGGAUCUCGUGAAGAGGAUGCCCAAUUCGAUAGGGAUUCAUUCUCAAGGUUACUCCGGCGAGUGUCGUUGGCAGAAGCAAAGCUGUAUGCUCAAAUGUCGUAUUUGGGGAACUUGGCCUACUCGAUACCCAAAAUUAAGCCAGGAAAUCUCCUGAAAUAUCAUGGACUGCGUUUUGUUACUUCUUCGAUAAAGAAGAAGGAACAGACAACCAACAGUGCAAAGGAGCAGAACUUAUCAGAAGUUAAAGAAACAGAAAAGAAGCCAGAGGAAGCAAAAGAAGGUGAGGAGGAGAGGAAGGAUCGACGCCAAAUAAGUGCUUCUGCUGCAUACCAGAUUGCUGCCUCUGCCGCUUCCUACUUGCAUUCUCAAACAAGGAGCAUUAUUCCUUUCAAAUCUUCAAAGGCUGACACUGGGGAGGAUUCAUUGGAUGGGCAUAAGGAAACUGGUGAUAAUGUUAACAUAAUGAGCUCAGAAGUGGCUUCGCUUGUGGCAACUACCAACUCUGUGACAGCAGUUGUUGCAGCAAAGGAGGAAAUGAAACAAGCUGUUGUGAAGGACCUGAACUCAGCACAUUCAUCACCUUGUGAGUGGUUCAUAUGCGAUAAUGAUCAGAGUGGCACAAGAUUCUUUGUCAUUCAGGGUUCUGAGUCCUUGGCUUCUUGGCAAGCAAAUUUACUCUUUGAGCCCGUUCAAUUCGAGGGAUUAGAUGUGCUUGUACAUAGAGGUAUCUAUGAAGCUGCAAAAGGAAUCUAUGAACAGAUGUUGCCUGAAGUCCGUGCACACCUGAAGUCUCGUGGUGACUCUGCAAAACUCCGUUUCACUGGGCACUCCCUUGGUGGAAGCCUGUCCCUGCUUGUAAAUCUCAUGUUGCUGAUACGGAAAGAAGUGCCACCAUCUUCUUUACUUCCUGUGGUAACAUUUGGUUCCCCAUAUAUCAUGUGUGGAGGGGAUCAAUUGCUACACAAAUUGGGUUUGCCACAAAGUCAUGUUAAAGCAAUCACAAUGCAUCGCGACAUUGUACCCCGAGCCUUCUCUUGCAGUUACCCUGAUCAUGUGGCAGAGCUUCUCAAAGCUGUUAAUGCUAACUUCCGUAAUCAUCCAUGCCUCAACAACCAGAAAUUGCUGUAUGCUCCAAUGGGGGAGCUUCUGAUCUUACAGCCAGAUGAGAAUUUAUCCCCACACCAUCAGCUACUCCCUUCCGGCAGUGGUCUGUAUCUUCUCAAGUGUCCUGGGUCGGGUUCUCUUGACGCAGAGAAGCAACUCCGAGCUGCACAGAGAGUCUUCUUCAAUUCACCUCACCCACUUGAGAUACUUAGUGACCGAUCUGCUUAUGGCUCUGAUGGCACCGUUUACAGAGACCAUGACAUGAACUCCUACUUGAGGUCUGUGCGGGGUGUGCUCCGUCAGGAGCACAAACGCAUAAGGAAGGCUAAGAGGGAGCGUCGCCGCCACCGAAUGUGGUGGCCUCUCGUGGCCCCACAUGGUGUCCAUGCUGAUACAGUUGUCAGCAGGGAUGUGGUAUCCAACAACAUGGGUCAGCAGCAGGUUAGCUUCUCUGGUGUCUUGCGUACAGGUAGAGACUCAUUGAAGCGAUUUAGUAGGCUUGUUGCAUCGCAGCACAUGCAUUUUCUGGUUUUGUUCUUGCUCCCUGCACGGUUAUUAUUACUGGGUACAUUUGCUGUCGUCAAUUUGGGUUGAAGUUGCUCUGUGAUCCUGAGAAUUGUUAUGAUGGGGGGAAUUGUAAAGGUGGAAGCACCAGAGGCUGCUAUGAUGUCGAUGAUUCUUUAUUGAUUUGUUUUACAAAUACUACCUCUUCUUUCCCCUGAUAGGGGAAAUACCAGAAGUGUCACGUAAAGAAAAUGAAAUCAAAAAGGAUUUUACACCACACUACAAUUUGCAAAAGGGAGUUCCUUUUAA